Messenger RNA from Pelodiscus sinensis (Chinese soft-shelled turtle), 1582 nucleotides. Lineage: Eukaryota; Metazoa; Chordata; Testudines; Trionychidae. The record is from RefSeq and is a predicted model, not a curated record.
CCACACCACAGGCUGCUCCAGCCUCCAGUCCCCGGCAGCUGCGUCCCCGCCCGCCCAGGGUUCAAACGACUUUCAAACUCGGUGGCUGAAUCUCCCUGCGGCUUCCUGAGGGGGCUGGACCCAGCAUCCCCUUUCUCCCCUCCUCCCCCCGGGACUGUAGGAGCGAAGGAAGGGCAGCAAGGCCCAGGGGGACCCGCCUGCUGGGUUUGUUUCUCACUUGGGUCUGGCCCCCCCUGAUUUUUCAGUGGGCCUGCAGCCCCCGGCCUGAAAAAGGUUCCCCCCCCCCGUGUCGCUUUCCCCCUGGGGUCUGGAACCGUCGUCCGUGGAGCGUUUCCUUUUCCUUUCCCACCAGAACACAGGUCAGCGAUGUGCCCUAGAGCGGAGACUCUGACCCCAGAGGCGCCAUGGGACACCCCUCCCCUCGGCCGCUCAAUAAACGGCUGCUCCUAGUGUUACCUUUGUACCCGCGCUCGGCCUGCGCCUUCCUGCUGCUGCUCCCCACCGCCGGUCGCCAUCUCAGCCGGGGCAGAAUGCCCUGGGAAGGGGGGCAGGUCUGGACACUCACGCGGGGACCUUGACCCAGCGACGAUGACGGGGAAGGAUCCCACAUCCCCCCCUGGCUCCACGCUGCCCGGGUACCUCACGCUCUGCCUCCUGCUGUGGGCUCCCAGGCUGGCCCCAGCACAGUUCACAGUGACGGGACCUGAGCGCCCCAUCUCCGCCGCCCUGGGUGGGGAGGCCGUCCUGUCCUGCCACCUCUCCCCCCGGAUGAGCGCCGAGAGCAUGGAGGUGAGAUGGUCCCGAUCCCGGUUCUCUGCAGUUGUGCAUGUGUACCGCGACGGGCAGGACCAGUUCGGAGAGCAGAUGCCGGAGUACCGAGGGAGAACGGAGCUCUUGAAACACAACAUCACCGACAGGAAAGUUUCCCUGAGAAUACGCGAUGUCCGGCCCUCCGACGAGGGGCAGUACAAGUGUUUGUUCCAGUCUGGUGUCUUUUAUGAGGAAGCUUCAUUGGAACUGCAGGUGGCAGGGCUGGGCUCUGUUCCUGACAUCGCGGUGGAGGGACAUCAGGACAGAAGGAUCCGGCUGGUGUGUCGAUCGUCUGGAUGGUUCCCCAAGCCCCAGGCUGAGUGGAGAGAUCAACAGGGGCAGCGCCUGCCAUCAGCCUCGGAAAGCAGCUCCCAGGAGGCGGGGGGCCUGUUUGGGACAGAGAUUGCCAUCGUUCUAACGGAACGGUCCAGCCGGAAAGUGUCCUGCCGGGUCCGGAACCCCCGUCUCAACCAGGAGAGAGAAUCGGCGGUUUCCAUAGCAGAACAGUUUUUCUCGAGGGACAAGCCGUGGAUAGUGGCCAUGGGGGUGACCCUGACUCUCCUGGCUGGUCUCAUCCCUCUGGGCAGUUACUGCUUCGCUAGGCACUACGAAGCAAAAGACGAAGUGGAGGCGGAGCUCGACGAACUCCAGGAGGAGAACGGUAAGUUCCCUCUCUCCUUCUCCCUGCCCCGUACAGCCCCUGUGUGACUGUAAAUGUCAAAGAGGAAAAAUUAUCCCCAACUAGACAUACAAUAGGAUGGGGGCUAACUUA